Molecule: messenger RNA, 417 nt
Organism: Pezoporus occidentalis (night parrot)
Lineage: Eukaryota; Metazoa; Chordata; Aves; Psittaciformes; Psittacidae
Gene: CIMAP1B
Product: ciliary microtubule associated protein 1B
Source: RefSeq, a predicted model, not a curated record
CAGUGUCCCCCAUGUCGGACGGCCCCUGGGUGUGCAGCUGGAGGCCCCACCGCCCGCGGGGCCCCAUCGCCGCCCUCUACACGAGCCCCGGCCCCAAGUACGGGCUCCCGAGCGGCGUCGGUUUCCGCGAGCACGACCGGUCCCGGGAGCGCCCCGCGCUCAGCUGCGGGCUGCGGGUGCAGGCGCGGCCGCAGGAGCGCUCCCGGCCCCGGUACCCGCUGCCGCCGGGCCCCCGCCUGCUCCAUCGGCAGCGCCCGCGGGAGCCGCGGCCCUUCAGCAGCCCCGGCCCAGCCCGGUACUGGCCGGAGCGCGCCGGGAGGGUCGCGUUCCCCACGGCCCCCGCCUGCUCCCUGAGCUCCCGCACCCGGCACGGGGCCGAGCAGCAGACACCGGGUGAGAGCGGCACCGUCAGCGGGG